This is a messenger RNA of Pimephales promelas (fathead minnow), 2999 nucleotides long. The record is from RefSeq and is a predicted model, not a curated record. Lineage: Eukaryota; Metazoa; Chordata; Actinopteri; Cypriniformes; Leuciscidae.
GUGUCUGGACCGCUUCCCACGUACAGACAAGGACAGGAAAGAUUGUGAGAUUUCUAUAUUAUUUUCACAAACAUGGGGCACCACACCGUCAUAACCAGAGAAAAACACGAUGAUUAUAUGAAGUCCACUCGGAAACUGUGCCCAUUUUGUGGCUUUACGAACUUUAUUCCGCAUAUGGUACAUGUCCAUGUUCGUAGACAUUUUGAGACUGCAGUAAGAUACAGAGAUUUCUUCAUUGUCAAAUGCAGCAACCAGUGCCGAGAAAAGGCACAUUUUCACUGCUGCUUUUGUGAGAAGACAAUUAUUAAUAGGUCACAAUUAAUGACCCACAUAUUAAGCCAUGAGCCUCGUGCUGAACCAGGGGUAACUUCAGACUUGCAUAUUGAGAAUGUCAUUAUUAAAGACACAGUGGGUCUGAGCGUACAGGUAGCACAGAGGUUUGGAGCUGAAUCUUGCACUAGAGAGAGCCCUGGAUUGAAAGUGGAGAUGUUUUGUGAUGCAGCAAAUCCCACAUCCAAAUGGAUAAUAGGAACAAACCAGCAGCUACACCUGAAUCUGAACAUCAGUGUGGAAAUGUCAAGAGUUCUACAGAAAGACUUGUUCAAGAAGGUAAAAAGUGUGGAGGAAGUUCCUCCUGAAUCACCUGAAGGAAAAAAAGAUGACCACAACAACAGCUAUCCACCAUCUGACUCAAACAUCAAAGAAAUGAUCCACUACAUGAUGGCACACAAAAAACUUCCCAGUGAGCUUCCCAAGACAUUACUAGAUCAUUCCAGAGAUUUGAAGUCCAACCAGUGCCUUCCAAGGCAUCUGGUGCCCACAGAAUUAAAAUGUAUCAACUGCACAGCUGAAAGCUUAAGUGAUCCAAGACUCAUCACAAAAGAUGCCAAGAUAGUGACAUUUUCUGGUGUAAUCCAAGGCAUAUCUACUUACUACAGACAGUGCCCAAACUGUGAAAUGGUAUAUAGGUACCAAGAGUGGUCAGAUGGAAUACAUAAUUUCAAUGACCACAUUCUUUUGUCAUUACAUUUGUGCAUGUUCCUAAGAAACUCAAUACAGAAUAGUACAGCAGUAAGUAGGGUAAUGGAAACAUUACAUUCAAUUGAAGGUGGGCCUUUUCCUAAAAAUGAACUUGUUUUACAAGCCUAUUUGCACUUUGAGGCCAUGACAGAACUGGAUUAUCAUUACAACUGUGUCACUUGUGGGCACUACCCAAGUGUAGUCGUCAUGGAUCUACACAAGAAGGGAGCCUUCGGCAUGCCUGUGAGUGAAAUUGACCCCCCUCCACCAAAUUAUGAUGGCUGUGUGGAUAUUGAGAAGUUUUGGGAGGCAGUAACAGUAGAGAUGAUAAGCCGAGGUUUUUAUACAAGUGGGAUGAGGAACCCCUUAAUUGUGCCCCCAAGCUACAGCUUUUGGGCGCCAUGGAUUGGUAUUCAUACCAGAUCAUCCAACAACGUUCUCAACACAGAGUACGCUAAGCUUCAUGUGUCACAAGACUCAUCUGAGGAUGACGUACCACUUACAGAAGAAAGGCUUGCAGAUGAGCUGCUAAAUAUCCGGGUUGAAGAAAUAAGGGCCCUUUGUAUGGGAUGUGGAAUAGAUCACAAAGGUUCUAAAAUGGAUUUAAUUAUCCGACUAAAAGAGAGGAUGUCAAAUAGAGUCACCUACAACAAGGUUUUUGAAAAAGUGUGGGGUGCAUCUGGUGGCUGGGCUGUUAUAACCUGCCCUUGUGGGGUUGUGUACUCUGUGAAAUUUAACAUCAGAGCAGAGAGCCCUCGUGAUUAUGCUGAUCUCCUGCUUUCAUGGAAACAUGUUCCCAAUGUUGCCGUCUACGACUUCCCAAGGGGACUAGCCUCUCAUGCAAACCAUCGUUCAAAGAAUUUAUUUAAUCCUUUUGAGGGUCGAUUAUUGGAACCAUCUGAAGAAAAUAUCAAGAAGGCAUCAGAAAAUGACUUGAAAGUCAGUUUGCCAUGGCUUAACCACAGGAAAGAACCAGCUGAUCAGGAUGGUCAUCCUGUUACUGGUUCAUGUGAGCAUUUUGUCUUGUCUGAUGUGUUCCAUCAGAACAACAGUAAGGAUCCUAGGGAUUCCUUGAGAAAGAUUGGCCUUGUCCCGGAGCUUGCAGGAAAAAUCAACAGUCAGAGAGCUGAGCAACUCUUUUCAGAUAUGAAGAAAAAGAACUACUUCCUUAACAUGAUGAAACCAUCAUCCCACAUUUUCCUUGCAAGAAAUAUUUUGCACCAUAAAAAUGUUGCACGGAACAAUACGGUUGUGAAGCAGUUAAGAAAAUGUAUAGAUGAUGACACGGAAUUACAGUUUGAUUGCAAUGGAAAGAUAAUUUUGGGUGCAGCCGUGAAUCCUCGAUCUUCCAACACUGUUGAUAUUGCAGCAUGCAGUCAAAUAUCAGGUGCAGCCAUGAAUCCUCAAUCUUCCAACACUGUUGAUAUUGCAACAUGCAGUCAAAUCCGCCACCAUAUGAAGAGCACACGUCACAGUGUGACAAGCCACAAGCCCUUCUGGGCAGUGGAGGACAUGCUUCCAAACAAAGCCGUUUGGGGCAAACAAACCCCGCUUUCCGCAGGGAUAUCAGUGUGUAUGUUGCUAAUUCUUACGUGGUAGCAACCUGGCUUCCGCCACUCUCUGGUUUCCCAGAGUUGUCCCUUCCGGCUAAUGUCGGCCAGACAGACCUUGUGGUUCUGCCUGCUUGGGUACCUGGCCACUGGCUGCUGUGUGAACAUUGCAAAACUCAUUGACAACCGAGAGUGGACAGAGAAAACUGCGAUUAAAUUUGAAGUGAAACAUUUCAUUUAAAUGCAAACAAAAGUCUAUUUCAUUACACAAUGUGUGCUGAUGAAAGAAAAUCUGUGAAGGUAAAUGUAUGUACUUGUUUUAAUCCAAACCACAGGGAAUACCCAAGCAGGCAGGUGGGAACAACUGUGGAAUCUACAUACUGAUGUACACUCUAUACAUGGCUUUGGGGCUCCGAUUUGAUUUUUCAG